AUGUUCAUGGCCGAGUAUUUCAUCAGCGGCUUCGGACUCAUCUCACCAACCCUCGCAAAAGCACUCGAGAUCCCAGCAGGUCAACGGAUCUGGCCAGCAAGUAGCUUUUCUCUUGUAGCCGGUGCGGUUCUACUGCCAUUCUCAAGAAUCGCCGAUGUCUGGGGUAGCUACCGCGUCUUCAUCGCUGGCCUCUUUUGGUUCGCAAUUUGGUCUUUGGUCUGCGGUUUCAGCCAGAAUUACACCAUGCUAAUCAUUUUUCGAGCAAUUCAAGGGUUCGGGCCCGCCGCCUUCCUCCCAUCUGGAGUCAUGCUCCUGGGCAGCAUCUAUCGACCUGGCCCGCGUAAAAACCUUGUCUUCAGCCUCUACGGCGCUCUAUCACCUGUCGGCUUUUUCGCUGGUAUUCUCUCGAGUGGCAUCACUGACCAGUAUCUCUCAUGGAGAUGGUACUUCUGGAUCGGAGGAAUCAUCCUCUUUGUCGUUGCACCUCUCGCCCUUCUAGCUGCACCACAGGAAUUGGUGCUGACCAAAGACUCGAGAAUGGAUUGGUGGGGUGUAUGCACAUUGGUCCCAGGUCUGCUCCUCAUUGUUUACGCCUUGACCGACAGCGCACACACCGCGCGCGGAUGGUCAGCACCUCAAAUCUAUGUCACUUUCAUCCUUGGGUGCCUCUGCUUGCUCAUCGCAGUCUAUUUAGAAGGUUGGGUUGCAGAGCAGCCUUUGCUGCCCGCAGAUCUAUUCCAAACCUCAUGCAUGGUACCGCUUCUCGUGUCAUUAUUCCUGUCAUUUGGCGUCUUCGGCAUCUAUCUCAUCUACGCUGGAUUCUAG
Exophiala bonariae is the source of this 825-nucleotide messenger RNA. RefSeq lists its product as uncharacterized. Gene Ontology annotation, cellular component: membrane. Gene Ontology annotation, biological process: transmembrane transport. The record is from RefSeq and is a predicted model, not a curated record. The coding region runs from base 1 to 825 and encodes 274 amino acids. Gene Ontology annotation, molecular function: transmembrane transporter activity. The transcript is spliced from 2 exons. Lineage: Eukaryota; Fungi; Ascomycota; Eurotiomycetes; Chaetothyriales; Herpotrichiellaceae.